Grus americana (Whooping crane) is the source of this 2245-nucleotide messenger RNA. It is a transcript of the gene RASSF7, whose product is annotated as Ras association domain family member 7. Gene Ontology annotation, biological process: signal transduction. The record is from RefSeq and is a predicted model, not a curated record. The coding region runs from base 182 to 1822 and encodes 546 amino acids. NCBI's taxonomy places the organism in Eukaryota, Metazoa, Chordata, Aves, Gruiformes, Gruidae. The transcript is spliced from 5 exons.
AACGAGCAGCAGAGGAGCCAGACUUUCCCGUCCCCGCUCCGGCAGCGCGGCAGGGGAAGGGCAGGCGCCGCGGAGCGAGGAGCGGCGGAGGGGGACACCGGCCUUCCUCAUCCUCUUCCUCCUCCUCCAGGCAGCCCAUCCUGUGAUGACCCAGCGGGCCUGAGGCCCAGCAACUGCAGGGAUGGAGCUGAAGGUCUGGGUGGAUGGGAUCCAGAGGGUCGUCUGUGGCGUCUCGGAGCAAACCACCUGCCAAGAAGUGGUCAUCGCCUUGGCGCGGGCCAUCGGUCAGACAGGCCGCUAUGUGCUGGUGCAGAAGCUGCGAGAGAAGGAGCGGCAGCUGCUGCCACUGGAGUGUCCCUUGGAGUCGCUGGCCAAGUGCGGGCAGUAUGCCAAUGAUGUGCAGUUUGUCCUGCGGCGGACGGGCCCCAGUGUGGCUGAGCGGCCCUCCUCGGAGGGUGCUCCCCAAGCCCCUGAGAGGACGUUCAUCCGGGCCAGUUUGCCCAUCAAGCCUAGGCCUGCCGGCAUGGAUGCACCCCGUUCCCGGGAGUCGAAAAAAUCCAUGACCUUCAAUUUGGGUCCUACAGGCUCUGGCGACCCAUUUGCCGUGAGCCGCUGGAGGCACCAAGCACGGGAAGGGAUGGACUUGGAGGGCGGUGGGGUUCUCCAGCCUUCCAAGGAGGAGCUCUUUAGGAGGGUGCUGUGGCAGCAGGAGCAACUGCAUUCCUUGGAGGCUCAUGGGGACACACUGGAGACGGACCUACGGCUCUGGGAGCGCGGCCGGCUUGCCGGCCAGGAGGACGAGAUCCUCUACCUGGAACACCUGGUGCGGAGGAAUGAGACAGAGCUUGGCGAGGAGGAGUUUUGGCAGAAUGAGCUGCGGCUGGAGAAGGAGUGUGAGCGGGAGCGGCAGGAGCGAGUUAGGAGCCUGCGGGCCAGCCUGGAGGAGUACACCCAGAGGAUCUACGAGCUGAGUGCCCGGACUGAAGCUCUGCAGGAGGAGAUCCAGUGGGAGAUGGCCGAGAGGGCCAAGAGGGGGAAGGAGACCCCUGUGCCCAGCCCCACAGAGCUGGAGGACAUGGCUGCCAAGAUGAAAAGGGACCUGGAUGCCAAGGUCAAGCAAGGCACCCAGCUGGAGAGCAACCUGGCCUGUGUGGAGAAGGCCCUGGAGGAAGCUGAAAGAAACCUGCAGGCCCAGACCCAAGAGCUGGAGGAGUUAAAUAAGGAGCUGAGGCAGUGUAAUUUGCAGCAGUUUAUUCAGCAGACGGGGGCCACGGUGACUGUCCUGCAGGCCAGGUCCGAGGAGGACGCCCAGCCAGAGCCGAGCCCGCGCGAGCUGCCAGCCUGCCGGAGAAACGGAGGUUUUUCUCCCACCACCGGUGCCGACUCACCUCCCCGGGCCAGCGCCAAGCAGGUCCUCGGCCAUCCCAGGACCCUGCCGGAGCCCCUGGUGUCCAGCCUGAACCCUGAGGGUGCGUACGUCCUGGCUGGCCCCUGGGAGCCUGAGCUGGGCUGGGGAGGAUGUGUAGGAAGAGGGGAGAGGCUUUUGCUGCCCAAAACAGCUCUGGGCCACAGAGAGCAAGUGUGUGCUGGGAGCGGGGGGCCAGAGUUAUUUAUAUAUGCCAUUAGGAAAAGCAAAGCUUACACCGCAGCAGCCUCCACUCUGCUGCCAGGGGCUCACACGCUGGCGGUCCGGCUCUGCGCCGCCAGGAGCCGCAGAGGGUGCUCCUCAUCCCCUGGGGAUAAGACCUUGCUAGGUUUAAGACAGGGAGGGUUUGGUUCCCAUCUUUCACAGGAGACGCUUUUGCUCCAUCUUGGGGACUAGUUUGCCCCCAAAUCCUUUCCACCUCCCUUGACCCUUUUUCCAGCUAGCACCGCGUUUUUACGUGCAGCAAAAGCAAGCUGUGAUGUCCCUGCCUGCUGUGGCGAUGUUGCCUGCAUCUCGGCAUCCCAUUCCCACCCAUGCCACCGUCCCCUCAGCAAAACCCUACUGCUAUCCUCCUCGUGGCCCACAACAUCCAUCCCCAUCUCACCAGAUGCUGUCUGCAUGUCCAUCUCCCAGUCCAGGCUUUGUGCUCAUGUACAUCCUGUUUUCCGUUCCCUUUUUCUUCUCACGAGCGCUCGCCCACCAUGAUGGGGUCACUCAGGUUGUUUUUGUCUUGUCUUGCAGUUGUAUCAACCAGACAGAGCAUCUGGAGGUAGAAGGGCCUGGCCAGUGGAGGAUCGAUUGCCUUGCAAGUGUAACUGU